GUGUCACUAUAAGCGUUACCCAACCCACCUGCCCACGGCCAGCGUCAUCAUCUGCUUCCACAACGAAGAGUUUAAUGCCUUGUUCAGGACGGUGUCGAGCGUCAUGACGCACACCCCGCUGCAGCUCCUCGAGGAGAUUAUCUUGAUAGACGACAUGAGCGAAUCUGAUGACUUGAAAGACAAGCUAGACUACCGCUUGGAAAUUUUUCGGGGAAAGAUUAAACUGAUAAGAAACAAGAAGAGAGAAGGGCUGAUCCGCUCCAGGCUGAUCGGCGCAUCUUUUGCUUUAGGGGACGUCCUGGUGUUCCUGGACAGCCACUGUGAGGUGAACAGAGUCUGGCUGCAGCCCCUGCUGUAUGCCAUCGCCAAGGCCAAGAUGGUGGUGUGCCCUUUGAUUGACGUCAUUGACUUUACCACCCUGGAGUACAGGCCCUCUCCCGUCGUCAGGGGAGCUUUCAACUGGUACCUCCAAUUCAAGUGGGAUAACGUCUUCGCUUAUGAGAUGGACGGGCCUGAAGGACCUACCGCUCCCAUCCGGUCUCCCGCCAUGGCUGGAGGCAUUUUUGCUGUGUACAGGCAUUACUUUAAGGAGCUCGGACAGUACGACAAAGACAUGAACCUCUGGGGAGGGGAAAACGUGGAGCUUUCACUAAGGAUCUGGAUGUGUGGGGGUCAGCUCUACAUACUGCCCUGCUCGCGAGUGGGCCACAUUGACAAGCACCCCAAGUCGUACUCCCCUGACAUCACACAGGCCAUAAACCGCAACAGCCUCAGGCUGGCGCACGUCUGGUUGGAUGAAUACAAGGAGCAGUUUUUCAGACGGAAACCUCACCUAAAAGAGGCCGACUAUGGAAACAUCAGCGAGCGUGUGGAAUUAAGGAAACGACUGGGUUGCAAAUCAUUUCAGUGGUAUUUGGAUACUGUCUACCCAGAACUGGAGACCUCUAUAAUCACCUGAGAAAAGAAACACUGUUUUCAUAAUAAAAGGCUGGAAAGUUCUCUACUGCUUCACAUAGAGAAGAGCACAAGUUUGGAACAUCGUGAGAUGCAAUAAAAAAAGCAACACCAUGACGACAGUGGUCUGCAGAGUGCCU
Molecule: messenger RNA, 1094 nt
Organism: Talpa occidentalis (Iberian mole)
Lineage: Eukaryota; Metazoa; Chordata; Mammalia; Eulipotyphla; Talpidae
Product: inactive polypeptide N-acetylgalactosaminyltransferase-like protein 5
Biological process (GO): spermatid development
Cellular component (GO): Golgi apparatus
Source: RefSeq, a predicted model, not a curated record